CCUAAAGUGAAUUGGUAUGAUUAAAUUAUUCCAUGAUGAUCAUGCAGUCUUCAUAUAUGUACAUGUAUCUGUAUAGACACUAUAUAGUAUUCUGCACUAUAAAAGUUAUUUUUUAGUUAAUUUAUUAUUAUAUGAUUUCAUUCAAUGCAAAGUACCUGUAAAUAUGGCUUGUACUAAAUGAUGAUUAGGAAACAUGUCUUUAGCUCAAUCUUGUUAUUCAUCAUCUACAUCACCUAUCAUUUAUAUAGAUUGAAGGGUCAUCAGAAAAAAUUAACUGCCACUGGCAUUACUUGCAUCAAUCUGUCACUCAUGCAUGGAAAAUCAAUAAACUUACAAAUGUGUGAUCUAGCCAUUACAUGACCGAAUGAAUAAAGCCUCUCAACUUACUUCUAAUAACUACUUUACUAACUUAAAUUUUUUUUUUUUAUUGUGUACCUUUCAGAUACUUUUUGGCAUAUAUCAUACAUGAUAAAGAUUCAUACAAAUUGUAUUGUAAAACAAAUUAUUCAAUAUCUGUGUGUAACUGUUAUAUAUUUUGUUAAUACUGUAUUGAUUUAUACAAAUGAAGAUUCAGCAUAUUAUUGAUGUCAUUCACAGCUGUUUCCUUACACACAGAUGUCACCCUCUCCUCUCAAUACAAGAAUACCAAUCAAUCAAUACACACUUCGUAUGUACACACUGAGAUGGACACAGAUGUACAAAAAUUCUUUAACCAAUUUAAUUUAUUACUGAUCCAGCUACUAGUAUUUCACUCUUGUCAUUUGUGCUUGUGUGAAUCAAGUCCUAUUACCUGAUUAUUUCAAAUCAACUAUUUCAAUAUUUUUUUCUUUUAAUUAGAUGGAAAAUUUUUUAAUUGGGAUCAAAACGACAAAAUGCUACUUAAUGGUCUAUUACAACUGUAAACAACUUAUAGAUAAAGAUGUGCAUACUGGUAAUUGAUUCUACUGGUACCGUAUUUCAUUUCUCUAACUCAAACUAUGAAAAAGCUCCGAAAUGAACAACAUCCAAAUAAGCACUCAAUCUAAUUUGGUGCUAAAAGUAAAAUCCCAAUAUACUGGGGCAGUAAUCAAUCUAAUGAAAGAGUCCCUACCGAGUCUAUACCCUACAGAACAUUAAAACACAUGCGAGGCUCAUACAUCAAUAUGAGUCCCUCCCCACCCCUACUCCCGUCUCAGCUAUUGAUUGAGGGUGAUUAUGAAGUUUGAUUAAAACAACAUCUGGUCCCUCACAGUACUUGACAGGAUCCUGUAUGACAUGGCCACUACUAUCUGACACGUGCACAUGAUGUACAUGUACUAGGUGUAGUACGUCUUCCUAGGUCCUGGAGAGAUUCAGUGCCGUUACUAUAUAUGGAGAAACAUGGAGCGUGUUCCUUGUUUAAGGAUAUAGUGCAUGUCAUGUUGUCUUACGAUGGAUGCAACAGAGGUAUAUAAAGAUUAAGGAGUUUCACUGUGUCAAACUAUGGAGAGGAAACUGAAGAGGAAGAUGCAUGGAAUAAAAGCAUAUUGAAAAUACAUGUAAAAUUACUAGUGAUUGGCAUUAGUUACCAAACAAGAAACAGUUUCUAUUACUGGUACUGGGACAUAUAUCACCUUUUUAAUCUGAGCCAGUUUUUAUACUGAACUGUACACAACAUUGAUGUGAGAAAAUACUGGAGACAUUACCAAAAUAAAAUUUCAAACAGCCAAAGAAGAAGGCAUUAACGUGAAAUAAAAGUUGAACAGCUAUGGAGUCGCCUUUGACCUCUGAACUGCUACAGUGUGCUAUCUGCCUGGGGGAGCUGGAGGAUGCCUUUGCCCUCCCCUGCCUUCACUCCUUCUGUUCCCAGUGUUUACAAGGCCACAUCUCCGUGUCCCAGAAAAAGGUCUCCAAAACACUGAAGCUGAAGAGGUUUCCCUGUCCAACCUGCAGAGUAUGGAUUAACUCCCCUGGUAGUGGGGUCUUGGACUUUACUAAAGAUUUUAGGGUCGUCAAAUUGAAAGAUGCUUUAAAAGAAUGGAAGAAAAAAGGCAGCAGUGAAAAAAUCCUGACUUGUGGGCUAUGUGAGAAAGACUUUAGUAAUCCCUUGGACCAUUAUUGUGCCGACUGUCAAAAGUACCUGUGUUCCACGUGUUGCACAUACCACAACUCUCAUUCAGUUUUAUCAAAUCACAUCAUGUUCCCUGUUCCAUCUGGACAAGGAGAAAAUGAAAGCAUAAAGUGUUCAGUGCAUUUGGAUGAACAAAUGAAAUAUCACUGUGAAACUUGCAGCUUGGGAAUUUGUGUGAAAUGCAUCAUGGACGAGCAUGGAAAUCACAAAGUCAUCAAUUAUCAAUAUGGCAACAAUCCUCAAAAGGUUGAAAUGAGAAACAGUAUGUCUCAACUUCAAACCCAGCUUUCCCUCUUAAAUGAAGUCAUGUUUAAUUUGACCAGCAUUGAGGGUCACAUUAGAAGUCAGCAUGAACAGACAAAACUUCAAAUUAGGAAACAUUCCAACAAGAUGAUAAAUCAUGUCUACCAAGAACAGAACAGAUUGCUGAAAGAAACAGACGUUGACUACCAACAAAAAUAUGAUGACCUCAGUAGAAGAAAAGAAAAUUGUAAGGGAUUUAUACAUCAUUUAACAAAUCUACAAUCUAAACUAGAAUCUCUUCUCAGAGUCCCAGAUAUCAACACAGUUUUAGAUAAUUUCCAGUCCCUAUUGAAAGAUACCCAAGAUACUGAAACGGUGGAAAUUUACACUCAAGAAUUAGUCGACAUUCCAAAAUGUGCUCAAUAUAUGUCUAGCAAUGUAGGAAAACUUGGUCACAUAAUAUAUGGAGAUCAAACAACCUUCAAACCAACAUGUACAGACCUCCAUAAGAGGCACAGUCAUUCAGAUGAAAUAUCUGGUAGGAUUUAUGAAUACAGAGUCAAGGGGAGACAAGAUAUGAAACUUUUCCAUGGAAGGACAAGUCCCAUAGCGAAUCACCCAGUGGACCACAAGCCUAGCUACCCAGUGGCAAAACUACUGUGUCACAUUGGAGGAAAGGGAACAAAACAGUAUCAACUAAGUCUUCCAUAUGGAAUAACAUUUUCAGCAGAUGAAAAGCUAGUAGUUGCAGAAAAUGGCAAUGGAAGAAUUCAAAUGUAUACCAAAGAAGGAGUUUUUCUCAAAAUGGUACCCCUUCCAAGAUGUUGUCCACGAUCGUUAAGCUUACUUAAGAACCAGAAAGUGGUUUUCACUGACGAAAAUGAAAAGUGUCUGAAAAUAAUUAAUUUAGAAACCUUUGAGAUAUCUUCCAUUACCAAUCGAUACACUGAAAGAACUGUGUCAUUUCCUUUCGGAGUUGCUUCCCUUUGUGAUGGGAGAUUUGUUAUCUCAGACAUGAUUUAUGAAACUGUCACACUAACUUCUUCUACUGGUGUUAUAGAGAAACAAUUAGGAGAGGAGGACCCUAGCAAUGUGUAUGACAACCCCUCGUACCUUGCUACGGAUUCUGAAGACAACAUCUUUGUAUCCGACUCAGGAAACCAUAAAAUCAAAGUGUACAACAAAUAUGGAAUGUUUCUCUUCCAGUUUGGCAAUGAUGGAGUCAAAGAAGGACAACUGAGAUAUCCGAAAGGAAUAGCUGUGGAUAAUAAUGGGCUAAUUUAUGUAGCAGAUGCUGGAAACGACAGAGUCGUAGUCUUCUCCAGGCUUGGAUUCUUUCUGUCAGUCUUGGUGGAUAGGAAGUAUGGGAUUGAAAGACCGACGGGCCUGGCCUAUAGUCCCACUGGACUCCUUGCUGUCUCCAUGCCAGACAAACAUGAAAUAUUUGUGUAUCAGCUUGACAAUUCAAUUCCAAGUCAAUUUUAGUCUUGAAUAUGUUCUUGACACAUAUUAUAAUGUUGGCCACACAUUUUCAUACGUCUUCCCAGCUGUUGAACAUUGAUUUAUGUUAAUUUUGGACUUCU
This is a messenger RNA of Magallana angulata, 3915 nucleotides long. RefSeq names its product E3 ubiquitin-protein ligase TRIM71-like. Gene Ontology annotation, cellular component: chromatin; nucleoplasm. NCBI's taxonomy places the organism in Eukaryota, Metazoa, Mollusca, Bivalvia, Ostreida, Ostreidae. The record is from RefSeq and is a predicted model, not a curated record. Bases 1727 to 3817 code for a protein of 696 amino acids. Gene Ontology annotation, molecular function: protein binding; ubiquitin-protein transferase activity; zinc ion binding. Gene Ontology annotation, biological process: positive regulation of DNA-templated transcription. The transcript has a single exon.